This is a messenger RNA of Helianthus annuus (common sunflower), 1343 nucleotides long. RefSeq names its product helicase SEN1. Bases 816 to 1301 code for a protein of 161 amino acids. Lineage: Eukaryota; Viridiplantae; Streptophyta; Magnoliopsida; Asterales; Asteraceae. The record is from RefSeq and is a predicted model, not a curated record. The transcript is spliced from 3 exons. Gene Ontology annotation, molecular function: helicase activity.
UGUUAAAUUGGGAAGAAACUGUUGUUCUUUUGGAAAGUAGAUCUUAUUGACUAGGAGUCAACUUGGCAUAUCCUUUCCUUAACAACACCAUCCUACUUUUAAUUUAUUUAUUGUCAUUUUGUGGCAGUUAACUGCUUUAAAUGAUUAAUUGUUGGCACUUUUGAAAAUAUAAGGCUUAAUCUGGUGCCUGUUUUGUAUGCAACAUCACCAUUUCUAGUGAUUAAGACAGUAAAUUCUCCCAAUCUGUAAUAUAAUUAGUUUGCUGGUCGAGAACUUGAUCUGUGACGGAAAUGGCAUCGUCUAGUAGCUGGAGAAAACCAGAGACAAAGAACCAAGAGUUGAUCGAUGUGGUGUUUGCUUGGUCGAUUUCAGACGUACGCAACAAAGACUUUUACACGAACAAGGUUAACAAAAUACCAGAAAGAUUUUCGUCAUCGACUGCUUACACCAAGUCGUUUGUCGACCCAUUACUCGAAGAAACCCAUGCUGAAUUGCUGUCCAGUAUGAACGGAAUCUCUCGAGCAUCUACUCGUGGCAUCAUGGUUAGAUCGGAAGAAAAAAAAGAUAUUAAGUUCCCUAAUUACUACUUAUACAGCAUAUAUUUGGAAAAGAAGAGCAGAACUGAGAAUUACGAGCCUGAGGUGGGAGAUCUCAUUGUGUUGACAGAUGUAAAACCAAGUUGCGUUGAUGAUCUCGGGACCUAUGUCAUUGCUUCGGUCCAAAGGGUCCAGAAUUGAGAUCAUGCCACAACCAAAGUUAUAUCCUCGAAGCCCAUACCGUUUUCUUGGAAACAAUCACACAAAAGAGGGAAAGUCAUGUUGUUUGCAGUUAAUCUUAUGAACUUGACAACGAAUACGCAUAUCUGGCAAGCUUUGCACUCUAGUUUGGAUGGGAGUAAGAACAUGAAAAUGAUCAAUAAAGUGCUUCAAACUGACUCAAUGAGUAAAGAAAGAUGUUCAAUCUGUUCCAUUGAAGAUACUAAAAAAUCUGAUACACUGAAUUUGCAAGAAGCAAUGUGCAAUUCUAAUUUGAACCCAUCCCAAGAAACCGCAGUCUGGAGUUGCAUUACUGCUAGAGAAUGCCGUCAUCAGGAGAGUGUAAACCUCAUAUGGGGUCCUCCAGGGACAGGAAAAACAAAGACAGUCGGUUGUCUUUUAUUCGCUUUAUGGAAAAUGAAAUGCUGCACACUAACGUGUGCCCCUACAAAUAAUGCGGUGUUAGAAGUUUCAAAACGUUUCGUGAGUCUUGUAACAGGCUUACUUGAGUAUGAUACUUACGGUUUGGGAGACAUAGUUUGUUAGAAUUAUAAACUUAGUUAUACUUAUUUUUAGUUAUGUAUUUAA